UGUCCUGUCUGGGCCAAAAUCCUUUCAGGGACCAUUUUCCUUCUUUUAUAAAUUCCAUUAGAUCAAGUCUCUGGCUUGUGUGCUCUAUCAGUUUCUGAUUUUAAUUGUCCAUUUCUUUUAUACUUCUGGUGGUGAAAUUUUGCUGAGUAUACAACCCUAGACUGGCUAUGCUGCCAUCUGCUACCAAUGAUGGGAAGACAUCCUUCACAGGCUCCAUUUGCUGACACUCCCGGGGCUGCCUUUGAUCUGUGUCCUGUCUAGUGCUGCACACUGACAAAGGGCGGAGGUGCCAGCCCAGGUGACUCACACCGAGGCCCACCGGGCUGCCUCCCAGGCCUGCUCCAUGCAGGGAAGCCUCUCUCAGUUGCUCCAGCCAGCUGCAAAAUUCUCUCACGCCCCAGGGCCCACAUCCACCAGAUGUUGGAGGACAGCGGGCAGUCCUGGUCCAACCCGACCCGACCCAAGGAGGGUGGGGGUGGCACCCUCAGCAGCCUCGGGCCAGUCCCCUUAACUCCUGGUUUCACACUGCCCCUAGCUUUCUGCAAGUGGCACCUAUGCUGAUAUGUUAUAUCUUAGAAGUUGUGUUGGGAAGCUGAGUUGCAUCCUUUCUUUCAACAGAUAGAAGGAGAAAAGAAUUUCAAGGCAUAGUUCAGAUCCCAUGGUUCUAGAAGUCUGAAGCAACAGACAGCACCAGUACCUUUUCAUCUGUGGACAAAUGCCGUUGGAGGCCAUAAGCCACAAGGAUGUUAAGUUUGCCAACAUCCUGCAUGCAGUGGGGGAAUUUGGCAAAUUCCAACAGAGGCUUGUAGUUCUCAUCAUCAUUCCAGGCAUCCUAUUGGGUUUCAUGUAUGCUGAGUACUUUGUGUUCACAGACCAGGAGCACUACUGCAACACCAGCUGGAUUCUGGCAGUGGGCCCCAACCUCUCAGAGGCUGAGCAGCUGAAUCUGACCCUGCCUCAAACACGCAAUGGCAGUUUCCUGACAUGUGUCAUGUACUUGCCUGUGCCUUGGGAUUUGGAUUCUAUCAUCCAAUUUGGCCUCAACAACACUACUACAUGCCAAGAUGGGUGGAUCUACCCUAACUCCAAAACUCGAUCAUUAAUCAAUGAGUUUGACCUGGUGUGCAGCCACAACCCAAAUGACGAAAGCCUGAGGGGCAUAUCCAUGGCUGGUUUCCUGACAGGGUCUCUCAUCUUUGGCUUCUUAAAUGACAUGCUGGGCCGUUACCCUGCUAUCCUGACGUCGCUCUUGGAGCUGACCAUCUUCAACUUUGGAACAGCUUUUGUGAGCAGUCUUCACCAGUAUUUUUUCUUCCGCUUCCUUGUCUCCCAGGCAGUGAUGGGUUACACAAUCAGCAGUGUGUGUUUAGCCACUGAAUGGCUAGUGGGCAAGCACCGGGCCCAUGCUAUCUUCCUGGAGCACUGCCUUAUCUCCGUGGGUGUCCUGUUCCUGAUGGGACUCAGCUACAGCCUUCCCCACUGGCGGCUGCUGUUCCUGGUGGGUGGGGCACCUAUGUUCCUGUUCAUCUUUUACAUCUGUAUUGUUCCAGAGUCCCCACGGUGGCUGAUGAUGAAAAUGAAGGUGGAAGAAGCCAGACAGGUGCUGUGCUGUGCAGCCAGUGUGAACAAGAGGACCAUUCCUUACAGCCUGCUGAAUCAGCUGCAACUGUAUGGAAAGAUGGUGACUGAGGCAUCUGUCCUGGAUUUUUUCUACAAUAGGCACCUCCGCAAGGUGAUCUUGAUGAUGAACUGUGUAUGGUUUACUGUCAGUUACAUCUAUUUUACACUGACCCUUAAAAUGAGAGGCUUUGGAAUGGACCUUCACUUCAGGAAGGCCAUGUCUAGCAUCAUGAAGGUACCUGUUCGGCUGUGCUACCUUGUAAUCCUUGAGUACAAAGGGACGAAGUGGAGCCUGAUUGUGACUCUCACCCAAACCACCAUCAUGUGCAUCCUCCUUUUGCUCUUCCAAGACACACAGCUGGACUCCACCAUAAUGUUGAUGCUCGUGCUUGGAGAGUCCAGCCUGGCUGUCACUAUCACUGUCCUGUUCAUCUAUACUGCUGAGCUCCUCCCCACCGUCCUCAGGGCUAAAGGCCUGGGGCUGGCAAUUCUAGCCUCAUCAGGUGGAGCUGUGUCAUCUGAAACAAUGAUCCACCAGUUCCUGUCCCUCCAGCCAAUCGUUCUUUGCUGCAUCUUGUCCUGUAUGGCCUUGUACUUCUCCCUCCUGCUGCCAGAAACACAAGACCAGCCCCUCUCAGACAGUCUGGAGCAAUUCUCAGAAGCUAGCUUCCAGAGAAAAGUAAGCCAGAUCAUUGAAGAUAUCUCCAGAAAAAGGAACUAUGAUACCAAGAAGAUGGCAAUGGCUGAAGAUUCAACAUGUGGUGAUGUGUCUGAGGAAGCAGCAAGGAAUGCAAUAAUCAAUGCUCAGAUUUCAAGAUUGGAUGCAGAUAAUCUCAUUAACACUGCUUGGAGAAGUUCACAGCUAAGAAAACUCACAACCAGGGUCCUGGAGGGCUAGGCCCCCAGACCAAUGUGGGUUACAGCUGAGUGGCUGGAUAUGUUUGUAAAUUCUAGGCCCUGUCUGAAGCAACUCCUCAAGAUCUGAAAAUGAUCCCUCUCAGGAUGCUAGGCUGUGAUUCAUUCUAAUAAAGAUAUCAUGUUGCUCUGACGAGGACUUGGUCAAGCUUGGAAGUGUCAGGAGAACCCAGAGGCCCUGUCCUGGAAUAAGGAGGUUACAGAUGCCCUUAAAUUCCCCAGUGUCUUUGGCUAAGCUCUUGCAGGAAUUGAGGAACACUCUGCAUGGAGUGGGGAUUGGGUGGGCAAUGUCUCUAGGGCCAGAGGCAGAGCAGACAUUGGACACCACACUGAGAUUUGAGUUCAAGCACAGGCCAAGAACAGAUUUCAAAGCCCCACUUCAUACACUAUUCAGGACAAAGUGAGUUAUAAAGAAAUAGAACUUCUACUUGUUCCACUACACAGACUUGUCUAUUGUUGUUGUCUUUUUUUUUUUCAUGUUUCAAUUAAGCAUGAUCUCUAGAGCUACUCUCCUCAGUCCUCAUCCUAGGGGAUGCUUUCUUCAUGGCUCCUGCCUAGGUGACCUCUGACCUCCAUCACCCUGAGAGUAAGUCUGCACAACCCCA
Messenger RNA from Cavia porcellus (domestic guinea pig), 3140 nucleotides. It is a transcript of the gene Slc22a14, whose product is annotated as solute carrier family 22 member 14. NCBI's taxonomy places the organism in Eukaryota, Metazoa, Chordata, Mammalia, Rodentia, Caviidae. Gene Ontology annotation, biological process: transmembrane transport. The transcript is spliced from 10 exons. Gene Ontology annotation, molecular function: transmembrane transporter activity. The record is from RefSeq and is a predicted model, not a curated record. Gene Ontology annotation, cellular component: membrane. Bases 716 to 2518 code for a protein of 600 amino acids.